CCCACUGUGAGAAUCUCUCCUGCCCCUUUGCUGAGCUGGUGGUACAGUUCUGUCAGCCGGUGGAGACGGUGUGAGGUGACAGAAGCGGACAUGGCGGGCCGGAGUAUGCAAGCAGCGCGGUGUCCUACGGACGAACUCUCCCUCUCCAAUUGCGCAGUGGUUAAUGAAAAGGAUUUCCAGACUGGAGUGCAUGUAAGCGUGAGGACUUCACCAAACCAUCGCUACAUCUUCACCGUAAAGACCCACCACACGGUGGUGCCGGGGACUAUUGCUUUCAGUCUCCCUCAAAGGAAAUGGGCCGGGCUCUCCAUUGGUCAGGACGUAGAAGUUGGAUUGUAUAACUUCGACAAGACCAAACAAUGUAUUGGAACCAUGACCAUCGAGAUCGACUUCCUUCAAAAGAAGAGUGUGGACUCCAACCCCUAUGACACAGACAGGAUGGCCGGAGAGUAUAUCCAGCAGUUUAAUAACCAGGCCUUCUCUGUCGGGCAGCAGCUGGUGUUCAGUUUCAACGAUAAACUUUUUGGGCUGGUUGUAAAGGAUAUUGAAGCAAUGGACCCAAGCAUCCUGAGGGGGGAGCAACCCUCCGGCAAGAAACAGAAGAUUGAAGCCGGUCUGGUGGUGGGAAACAGCCAGGUGGUUUUUGAAAAGGCAGAUAACUCCUCCUUAAAUCUCAUAGGUAAAUCAAAGACCAAGCAAGACCGUCAGUCUAUCAUCAACCCCGACUGGAACUUUGAGAAGAUGGGUAUUGGUGGUCUGGACAAGGAGUUCUCGGACAUUUUCAGACGAGCCUUUGCUUCAAGAGUCUUCCCUCCAGAGAUUGUGGAGCAAAUGGGGUGCAAGCAUGUGAAAGGCAUCCUUCUCUUUGGUCCUCCUGGUUGUGGUAAGACCCUCAUGGCUCGACAAAUUGGUAAAAUGCUAAAUGCCCGUGAGCCUAAAGUAGUCAAUGGUCCUGAAAUUCUAAACAAGUACGUUGGGGAAUCUGAAGCUAACAUUCGUAAGCUGUUUGCUGAUGCCGAGGAGGAACAGCGGAGGCUUGGUGCCAACAGUGGUCUGCACAUUAUCAUCUUUGAUGAAAUAGAUGCCAUAUGUAAGCAGAGAGGCAGCAUGGCGGGCAGCACUGGCGUCCAUGACACUGUAGUCAACCAGCUGCUGUCUAAGAUUGAUGGUGUGGAGCAACUUAAUAAUAUCCUAGUUAUAGGGAUGACCAACAGGCCAGACCUGAUAGAUGAGGCUCUUCUGAGACCUGGUAGACUGGAGGUCAAAAUGGAGAUUGGCUUGCCCGAUGAGAAAGGUCGCCUCCAGAUCCUCCAUAUCCACACUGCGCGCAUGAGAGAACACCAACUACUAGCUAGUGAUGUGGAAAUUCCCGAGUUGGCCACAGAGACCAAAAACUUCAGUGGAGCUGAGCUGGAGGGACUUGUGAGGGCAGCACAGUCCACAGCCAUGAACCGACAUAUCAAGGCCACCAACAAAGUUGAGGUUGACAUGGAGAAGGCAGAACGCCUGCAAGUAACAAGGGUAGACUUCUUGACAUCUCUGGAGAAUGAUAUAAAGCCUGCCUUUGGAACUAACCAAGAAGACUAUGCAAGCUACAUUAUGAAUGGCAUCAUUAAGUGGGGAGACCCAGUGACCCGGGUCUUGGAGGACGGGGAGCUGCUUGUCCAGCAGACAAAGAACAGCGACCGAACACCCCUUGUUAGUGUUCUUCUUGAAGGUCCGCCACACAGCGGCAAGACCGCACUGGCUGCCAAGAUCUCUGAGGAAUCUAACUUCCCAUUCAUCAAGAUCUGCUCACCAGAGAAGAUGAUUGGCUUCUCCGAGACCGCCAAGUGCCAAGCUAUUAAAAAGAUAUUUGAUGAUGCUUACAAGUCGCAACUGAGCUGCGUUGUUGUAGAUGACAUAGAGAGGCUGCUAGAUUAUGUGCCGAUUGGUCCCCGUUUCUCCAAUCUGGUGCUGCAGGCUCUGCUUGUGCUCUUGAAGAAAGCCCCUCCCCAGGGUCGUAAACUACUGAUCAUUGGCACCACCAGCCGCAAGGAUGUUCUUCAAGAGAUGGAGAUGUUGGAUGCUUUCAGUACAACCGUCCAAGUUCCAAAUAUCAGAACAGGAGAUCAGCUUAUGGAAGCGCUGGAGCUCCUGGGUAGCUUCAAGGACAACGAACGCUCCAUCAUCGCACAAAAUGUGAAGGGAAAACCAGUUUACCUUGGAAUCAAGAAGCUGCUAAUGUUAAUUGAGAUGUCCUUGCAGAUGGACCCAGAGUAUCGUGUUAGCAAAUUUCUUACCCUCUUAAAAGAAGAAGCUUCAGAACCACCCCGUCAUCGUGACUACGCUUAACUGGACAUCUCAUUGGUGUGGGCAUGGGCACUAGAGGAUGUCUCCUUCAGAACCAGUAACAUUCCACCCCUUACCGUCUGUUCCUGGGAAGGUUGGAUUCUUGAAGCACACCACAGGUCCCCUUAGUACUGUGUCGCACAGGACAUGCAUGUUAUCUGACAACACUUUGUCAAAAUGUUACACCACCUCGGCUUUGUACAUCCAUUCUGCUCCUAAGUUAUAUGAAUGCACAAGGCGGCCAUGUUGUACCAGCCUCUUGUCAGAGCUCUCCAUGGUAUGUUCUUUGUAUUCCUUAGUGUAAUAUGGUGGGACAGAUGGACAAGGUGGCCUUUGGUGGUAAAGUCAUUUUGUACCAUUCUCAUAUUUAAAUUGAAGUUCUGUACUUUAAUCUUGUAGCAGUCAGAUCUGAUAGGCACAGACCAGGCUGCAGCAGCCAUAUUGGAAUGUGUGUUUAUUAACCUGUUCAUGCUCAGUACGAUUGUCCAGAACUCACUGCAGUGGCAUUACCCUGAUUUUAAUUACCUUGUGUUAUCCACACAGGAUUUAAUCGCUAAACAAGUGGCCAGAUUGUACAGCCUGUUGAUCUGUGGCACUUUAUUGUGAAUAUUUAUUUAAAAAUGUCCAAAGCAAUUACAUAUCAGUGUCUGUGGUUCCUGCUGCUGUGGAUGUUGUCACCUGUACAGCUCUGAAAACGGUUUGUACAGAUAAAGGGUAUUAUUACUUUCUCAUAUGGUGUUUGCCAAUAAUGUUGUCUUUGUUGAAGAAUUUGUGUUAAAGUGUGCCCAUCAUCAUCACAUAGGCAGCAGAUCUGCUGUGAUUUGAAUGGCGAUAUUGGAACCGGAGUCUAAAGAGGGGCUUGGUGAAACGUAUGGCUGCCCUGCUACAUGAGGAUGAUGGAUACACUUUAAGUUUUAUUGUCAGGAAUCCGGUUUAAACCUACAUAAAGGUGUUGAUGGGGGUUGCAUGUCUCUAUGGAUGGAAUAUGCUGUGUCCCUUCAGACUGCUCAGAUCCACACUGUCUGUCAUAGCCGAGUCCACCUUCCCGUCCCAUCCAUGUCUCCCCUCCUUCUGGUAUCAUGUGAUGUGACUCUGUGGCCCUUUCCCUCUCUUCUGCUUUACAGACACAUGUUUUAUCCUCCGUCCCACAGUAUGUGUAUAUUUUAUUGUGGAUUUAAGAUGAAAUGAAUAUUCUGUGGGUUAUUACUGCUGAACAAUCAUUGCAAUAAAGAAACUAUUUAUCGGA
Molecule: messenger RNA, 3577 nt
Organism: Rana temporaria (common frog)
Lineage: Eukaryota; Metazoa; Chordata; Amphibia; Anura; Ranidae
Gene: NSF
Product: N-ethylmaleimide sensitive factor, vesicle fusing ATPase
Exons: 21
Coding region: 91-2334 (747 amino acids)
Biological process (GO): intra-Golgi vesicle-mediated transport; Golgi to plasma membrane protein transport; SNARE complex disassembly
Cellular component (GO): Golgi stack
Molecular function (GO): ATP binding; ATP hydrolysis activity
Source: RefSeq, a predicted model, not a curated record